Messenger RNA from Phyllostomus hastatus (greater spear-nosed bat), 1536 nucleotides. RefSeq names its product PRAME nuclear receptor transcriptional regulator (gene PRAME). The coding region runs from base 1 to 1536 and encodes 511 amino acids. The transcript has 4 exons. Gene Ontology annotation, biological process: negative regulation of apoptotic process; positive regulation of cell population proliferation; negative regulation of cell differentiation. Lineage: Eukaryota; Metazoa; Chordata; Mammalia; Chiroptera; Phyllostomidae. The record is from RefSeq and is a predicted model, not a curated record. Gene Ontology annotation, cellular component: cytoplasm.
AUGUGGCCCAAACGCUCCCGAGUAUACUUACAGGAUCUGUUUCAGAGCAGAUUCAUCAGGAUGAGCCUCCCAACCCCACGCAGACUCCUGGAACUGGCGUGUCAGAGUCUGCUGAGGGAUGAGGCCUUGGCCAUGAGUGCUGUGGAGAUGCUGCCUGCAGAGAUCUUCCCACCUCUCUUCAUGGCGGCCUUUGCUGGGAAGCAUGAUAAGAUCUUGAAGAUGAUGGUGCAGUCUUGGCCCUUCCCCUGCCUCCCCCUGGGGGCCUUGAUGAAGGAUCAGCAGCCUCAUCAAGAGACCUUCCAGGCUGUGCUUGAUGGACUCGAUGCCCUGCUUGCCCAGGAGGUUCGCCCCAGGAGAUGGAAGCUGCAGGUGCUGAAUUUACAGAAGGAUGCUCAUCAGGAGUUCUGGACCGUGUGGUCUGGAACCAGAGCUGCUGCAUGCUCACUGAUGGAGACGGAGACCACCCAGUCUGUGGGGAAGAGGCAGAAAGUGGAGAGUUCAAGGGCAGGGUCCAAACCACCCUUGGCCCCUGUGGAGGUGUUCAUAGAUCUUAGUCUGAAGGAAGGUGCCCCUGAUGAGUCCCUCAGCUACCUCAUUAAGAAGGUUAGUCAGGGGAGAGGUUUGCUGCACCUUUGCUGCAAGAAGCUGAAGAUUUUUGCGGUGUCGAUGCAAAACAUCAAUAUUCUCAAGAUGGUGCAGCUCGACUCUGUCCAGGAUUUGGAAGUAAAUUGUACCUGGAAGCCAUCCACCCUGAAGAAGUUCGUUCCUCAGCUGAGCCAGAUGGGCAAUCUGCGCCGGUUCCUUCUCUCCCACAUCCUUACGUCUUCUCACGCCACCCCGGCGCAGGAGCAGCAGUGUGUUCGCCAGCUCACGUCUCAGUUCCUCAGCCUGCACCACCUCCAGGAGCUCUGUUUAGAUGCUCUCUCCUUCCUUGAAGGCCGCCUGCACCAGGUGCUCAGGUGCCUACAGACCCCCUUGGAGGCCUUGUCCAUCACUAACUGCUCGCUUUCAGAAAAUGACUUCGCACAUCUGUGCCAGACCCUGAACGUCAGUCAGCUGAAAGGCCUGAGUUUCAGCGGGCUCAACCUGACCAAUAUGAGUUCCGGGCCCCUCCAGCUGCUGAUAGAGAGAGCCUCUGCCACCCUCCAGGACCUGGACUUGGAUGAGUGUGGGAUCAUGGACCCCGAGAUCACUGACAUUCUGCCUGCUCUGAGCCUCUGCUCCGAGCUCACGACCUUCAGCUUCUGUGAAAACCCCAUCUCUAUGAGUGUCCUGGAGGAGCUGCUGCGCCACACCAUUGGGCUGAGCAAGCUGAACCACGUGCUGUAUGCUGCCCCCAUAGAAAGUUACGAGGAGCUCACCGGCACCCUCCACCUGGGCAGGCUUGCCCAGGUGCACACCACACUGAGGCAGUUGCUGCAGGAUUUAGGGCGCCCAGACAUGGUCUGGUUCAGUGCUAGUCCCUGUCCUCACUGUGGUGAUAGAACCUUCUAUGACCCAAAUCCCAUUCUGUGUCCCUGUUACAUGUCUAUCUAG